Messenger RNA from Lasiosphaeria miniovina, 1491 nucleotides. Its product is annotated as NUDIX hydrolase domain-like protein. The record is from RefSeq and is a predicted model, not a curated record. The transcript has a single exon. Bases 467 to 1264 code for a protein of 265 amino acids. NCBI's taxonomy places the organism in Eukaryota, Fungi, Ascomycota, Sordariomycetes, Sordariales, Lasiosphaeriaceae.
GAUGACCACACCAGAGCUCAGCUGGGAUGAGCUCUAUUCCACAUGCAACCCUUGUCCAUCUGACAAUAGCCAAUCCAACAUUAUCAUCAUCUCUGGGAUAACCGAAGAUCGAAAGGGGCAUUCGUAGUACAAAAUACACCAAGAUUGGCCUCUAGCCGUAUCUCCAAGACACAAGCGUGAUACCCCGCGCGUAAGGGACGGGGUUCGGCGCGGAUUAACAGUAUUCCGGCGAUAGCUUCCCUUUUUCUGGCUUUGGGGAAAAGAUCAACAAGUAAGAAAGCCGCUUCGGUCUGGAAAGGAACGGCCGAAUCCCCACAUCAGAGAGGAAUUAGCCGGCCUGAAGGGGCCGUGCUGUUUUCCAGAAAACUAAUUCUGGGGCUAGCAUUCUGGGCCCCGAUUCUGCGAAAAAGAUCAUACCCUUAACCAUCAAACUGAAAAGCAUCCCUCCAUAAACUUCCAUCUCACCAUGGCAAGCAGCAUGGAAGACCCCGCUUCCGCAUUCACGGCCCACACCUCAGUGCAGGCCUUCUCCGUCUCCCCGCCCGUCUUCCUAACUCGCCACUUCCCACCCCCCGGCUCCAGUGAUACCUCGCGGCCGCCUGCACCGGCCUUUCUUGCCACCGGCGCGAUCGUGUUUGACCGCUCACUCCCCAAUACCGAUUUCCCUCCUAGAUUAGCCGGCGCUGGUGCCCAACAUGAAGCCUCGACGCCUAACCCCAAUCCCGACUCCCCACGGCCAAAGUCAGAGACACCUCGAGUGCUGCUGGUCCAGCGAGCCGCGCAUGACACGAUGCCGCUCCGAUGGGAGACUCCCGGCGGCGGGUGCGACGACGACGACACUAGCAUUUUGCACUCGUGCGCUCGCGAGCUUUUCGAGGAAGCCGGCCUGCGUGCGACCGCCGUUGGGCCCUUGGUGCGGGUGGGCUUUGUCUCCGAUUCAGAGGGCGUCCGUGGUGACGGGCCAAGGAGCGAGGUCACAGCCGUGAAGGAAAAAGGGCAUGAAUGGGGCGAGGGCAUGGGUGGGGAUUUCUUCCGGACGAGGAGAGGGAAGCUGGUAUGCAAGUUUUAUUUCGUCGCGAUGGUGCCCGAGGAGCGGGUGGCUGAGGUGAUGGUUGACCCGAAGGAACACAUUGGCUAUGUUUGGGUGACUGAGGAGGAGGUGAGACAGAAGAAGGUGCAUGGGGAGGGUGGGACGGACUUGGAGUUUACCACGCAGGCGCAGUGGGAGGUGAUCUUGACGGCGUUUAAACUCUGGCAUGCUUAGGCACCUUGGUAUUUAUAGACGUCGGUAGGGUUUGCUAGGGGUGAGAUAUAGAAGGCGUUGAUGGAUUAGGAAUUACCGCCGUAUUGUAGGGCACUCGUAUUAUAGCUUAUCAGGCACUAGUUAUGUGGAAGAUGUAGGCGCAAUAAAGACAACAGCGGUGCGAUGCCCUUAGGUUCGCUCAGAGUUUCAUGGCUAUGCUCCAGAGACCAAUUCCAAAACUGAACGCC